UCUUAUAGUUUUCCUGUUAAAGUAUAGUUAGCGAUUUUGUGUACUACAGACAGAAAUGUCGUGGAUGAGACCGUUUAAAACGCCUGUAGGACAAGUUUGGCUCAGAUUCAAAGGUAAAGAUAAAGAUGGAGUUCCGGGUAAAUGUUGCUACGCUGCGGCCGCGCAGGGUGAGUGCGAUGAAUUCGUGUCGAAUACAUGCGCUGUGAAAGGUGAGAAAUGGAAGCAGUUAUAUUUAACUUUGACAGCUGUCGAAGACCUUUUCGAUGUCUUCCAGCAUUACGACGUGAAUACGUGUAUAUUCGGGAGCGCCAUGUCAGUGAUGCCCAAGCACAGAGGGCAGAAUAUUGGAGCCCGACUUAUUGAAGCUAGUGAAAAUCUGUGCAAAACCUUGAAAGUCGGUGCAAUCUGCACAUCGUACACAGCAUUAACGUCACAGGCACUUGCGAGCAAAUGCGGGCACGAGCUGCUCGCGGAGAUGCCUUACGAGCGAAUGCUCGAGCAAGGAAUCGAUCUAAGGCAAUGUGAAACUAAGACCGUUCAAUUGAGGGGCAAAAAGAUUCUGUGACAGUCAACAUUGUAAUGUUAAAACUAGGUGUUUUUGAUAAACGUGCUCUAUAAAUUUCUACUACUAUUUAUUGACGAAAAGAUCGAACAAACACAAAAAAAACAUCUUUCGAACUAUACAGUGUUUUUUCAAUGGGAUGGUAUUGGGAAAUCCGAAACCAUAGAUUUACAAGGAAACUGUUUUAGGAACCACUUCUUUUGUGAAUACAAUUUUGGCAUAGUCCAUUUUUUGAUCAAACGUGAUUUGUCCGUUAAAAUGAAUAACAUUGAUCAAAAUUUUUUUGUAGCGCUGA
This is a messenger RNA of Hyposmocoma kahamanoa, 857 nucleotides long. RefSeq lists its product as uncharacterized. The transcript is spliced from 4 exons. NCBI's taxonomy places the organism in Eukaryota, Metazoa, Arthropoda, Insecta, Lepidoptera, Cosmopterigidae. Bases 56 to 565 code for a protein of 169 amino acids. Gene Ontology annotation, molecular function: N-acetyltransferase activity. The record is from RefSeq and is a predicted model, not a curated record.